Epinephelus lanceolatus (giant grouper) is the source of this 1482-nucleotide messenger RNA. RefSeq names its product tenomodulin (gene tnmd). The record is from RefSeq and is a predicted model, not a curated record. NCBI's taxonomy places the organism in Eukaryota, Metazoa, Chordata, Actinopteri, Perciformes, Serranidae. Gene Ontology annotation, biological process: negative regulation of endothelial cell proliferation; negative regulation of angiogenesis.
UCAACUCAUUCUUACCAACGGGCUGUGAGGUAUUGUGUUAACACCAUGUAUAAUAUUGAACCUACAGUAUGUUGUUCACAGGUAGAGGCGGGAAAAGAGAAGAAGGCCAAGUACCACACCUAUCAGCGAGUGGCUCUGGUUCUGGCUCUGGUCUUCCUCGUUCUGGCUCUGUGUGUUUUCAGCCUGAGAUAUCUGUGGAGCCCAAGUCUGGGGAAGGUGUAUGACCACCAGUACAAGGCUGUGUUGGAUGGCGUAGAGACGGACGGUUUGCUGGAGAUCGACCCCGGUCAGCGCAUUGAGAUCUUCAGAAUGGGAAAUGGGAGUGAGGAGGUACUUGAAGUGCACGACUUCAAAAAUGGAAUCACUGGGAUCCGGUUUGCCGAACAUCAGAGGUGCUACAUCAGGACCCAAACUAGGAAGCUACCCACAGUGGCAGAGGUGGAGGCUGAGGACACAGAGUUACUGGUGGGUGAGACUGAGGCCAUGGAUAUGAAGAUGGAGGACUCCCAAGUGUGGGUUCCUGCCGAGGAGCCCAUCGUUAACCCAGCUUUCCUCUUCGACUCCAAGAUCUGGGAGAUUUGCCAGGAGCUGCCCAUCCACUGGAUCCAUCCCUCCCCUCUGAGCGAUGCCGAGGUGGGAAAUGAGGACACGCCCGACGCGGAGGCCACGGGUCAGCGUUUCACCCGAGAUGUCCUGGACCACCAGCCCGUAAACGACUAUAGAGACGUUGGAAUUGAGCUGGAUAACCGUCUGGAUGACCACGGCUACUGCUGCCAGCACUGUCGCCGUGGUUACCGCUACUGCCGCCGCUACCACGAGCCCCUGGGUGGCUUCAACCCGUGGCCAUACUACUACCAAGGAGGCCGGGUCAUCUGUCAGGUUGUCAUGCCGUGCAACUGGUGGAUCGCCCGCAUGCUGGGGAGGAUCUGAGGAGGGCGCGUGCUGUCUGGGAUUUAAACUGUUUGUGUCGACACAGGUGCAACUUCUCCUUUUGAUAAAUAUUCCAGACCACGUUGUGAGACCAAAGCAGUCCAUUGCACACAAUUAUUAUCCAAUCUUAAAGUUGGCCCACAGAGUAUUAGCCAGUUUAAACAGUCUAAAUGGCAUUUGAGGCGUUUUGAUUCUUUCUUAAAAGGCAUUGCUCGUUUACAGCUGUCUAAUUUUCUCUGCUUAUCUACCCAUUUAGUGUCUUUGCUGUUUGAUCCUGUUGAAUAGGUGCAAUUUAGUCUGGAAGAUGUCACCAAAAACUAAUCUGCUUAAAAAAAACAACUUCAGCACUGCCUGUCCAUACAUUUUUCACCUCAUAGAUUUAAAAGACUUGUUCAACUUACACUAUAAUGUAUGAAAAUGUACAUGCAGUAUAACAAUAUGUGCAGCAGUCUGAGUGGUGCUAUCACAUUUAGUCAAUGAACUACUUGUAUUUGUCUCAGUUGUUUGUGAUCAGUUAUUUUAUGUUUGAUUAAAGAGUUGUGCACAGCUCAA